CUAGGCGAGGGGGCGGGGAGAGGUAAUUUCCAUGGAGACAGAUCAACAACCGGAGCAUAUUAGCAGCAGCAGCAGCAGUUUUCCUCCACCUGCAGAAUCCUGUCUGGCUGAGAUGUCCCAAAAAGAAGAGCAACAGGAUGGGUCGCAGAAAACAGCUCCUGCCCCCUGUGCCAAUCCAGGCAACCCAGUCUUCACCUGCACUCUGAGACCAAAGGCCACCUCAGUUUCUCCAUGGGUGAAACUGCAGAGCGCACUGUACAGAACUACAGCUAGUGAGUAUGGACUGAGACCCCCGAGCUUCGAGUCUUCACCAUGCUCCUACCACCCUAUAUCCCAGGCCUUCACUCAGCACCUGGGCCAGAGCGGGAUGUACCAGGACACCACUUUCAACACUAGUCUGGACAGGAGCAGGGUGCAUGACUGCCCCAACUUACAAAACACCAUCUGAGUGAACAAUGACCUCAAGGUCUUUUUUAAUCUUAGUUGCUGACGAUCUUAUGUGUCUGAAGUGCGUCUGCAGAAGCCGAAGGACAAGUUUACAAAUGCUUUAGUAAAAUUGAAUGUUUAAUUUUUUUUUCAGAGUGUUCUACAUUGUAGCACUGAUAUGUGCUGUAAUAACCCAGUCUGCAAUAAAAACUGUUGCAACAAUAUGCCUUAAAAC
This is a messenger RNA of Astyanax mexicanus (Mexican tetra), 661 nucleotides long. It is a transcript of the gene pierce2, whose product is annotated as piercer of microtubule wall 2 protein. Bases 32 to 448 code for a protein of 138 amino acids. The transcript is spliced from 2 exons. Gene Ontology annotation, biological process: axoneme assembly. The record is from RefSeq and is a predicted model, not a curated record. NCBI's taxonomy places the organism in Eukaryota, Metazoa, Chordata, Actinopteri, Characiformes, Acestrorhamphidae. Gene Ontology annotation, cellular component: axonemal microtubule.